AUGAUGGAAUUUAUCUGUUGUGUUCCAGGAAGACAAAAUCUACCUAAUUAUGUAGCAGAAAAUGAUGAGGAAACAAUUGUAUUUUGUAAGAGUACAGUUGAUGAUAAUCUAUUAUUACCUAGCAAUGAGGAAUCAUUGUCAAGUUUCCAGUUUCAAGAAAUAGUUUUGAGUGAGGGUUCCGAUAUUUUUAAUGGUUUGAACAUUAAUAUCAAUAGUUUAAGGUUAUUUAAAACAAAUCUAUCUAAAAAUAGAUCAGAAGCUGAAAGAAGUAAAUUAGCAUUAUGGUAUGAGUUCGUUAAAUUUGUCACUUGCAAUAAGGUCAGAAUAUUAGCUUUAGAAGGCUUAACAAAAUUUACAAGAUGGAUUGUAAAUAUUAGGGAGGCAGGUUUAUGGAAAUUUGUUAUGGAGUUUGAAUCUGAAGGUAUAAUUGAAAAGCUAACAGAAAUUGAAUUCAAUAAAGUCUUAAAUGGUGAAGUUGACCUUUUCCAAUUAAGCAAUCAAUUGUUCAAGUAUUAUUCUGCAGCUAAUGAUGAAAUACACAAUUUGGAAAGAGCCAAUGAGGUGCUAUCCCAUGAAUUGAAAGAAAUGCAUGAGAACCAAUCAAUUCUUGAUAGACUGAUAAAGGAAAGAGAUACUAAAACCAGAGAUGUAGUAUUAGGACUUUUAAAUGAAAAGAAGAAGAAAAUAUCCGAAUUAACUGAGAAAUUAAUGAGUAUUGAAACUAAAUAUGGUGAGGAUAAUGGAGGCGAAGACAGUAAAUUAAUUAAUAAAAAUGUUACAAAUGCAGUAUCUUCAUUGAAUUCACCAGGGAAACGAAGACAAAAUAACAGAGAGACAAAUGAACCAGAUAAAGUGAAAAGAAGAUUGAAGUUCCCAAUCAAGGAAGAAGAAGAGAAAGUUGGUGAUGGUGACGAUGAUUUUGAAGACUUCCAAUUUUUUGGUAUCAACAAGAAAACUUCAUCGCCUGCAAAGAAUGCCAAGAAAUACGAAUCGGAAUUGAAUAUCCAGUUAGAGGAUACGCCAAGAAUAAAAUAUGAGGCGGGAGAUGACCCUUUCAUCGAUGAUGAAGUUGUUUCUAAAAACAACAAUAAAGUGAUGACAGAAUCGGAAACCAACACAGAAGCUGAAAUUGAAAUUGAAAUACCAACUCAGAUUAAUGCUAAUCCAGAAAAACAAAAACAAACGCAAACGCAAACGCAAACGCAAACGGAUACAGACACAGAUACAGAUACAGAUACAGAUACAGAUACUGGAAUAUGUACAAGUCAGAAGGCAGGAAAUGAAGGUGUGGCUCCAGAUGAAAUAAAUUCGGAAUCUUCAACGGAAGAAGAAUUAGACCCACAUUAA
Messenger RNA from Vanderwaltozyma polyspora DSM 70294, 1347 nucleotides. RefSeq names its product Lif1p (gene LIF1). The transcript has a single exon. The coding region runs from base 1 to 1347 and encodes 448 amino acids. NCBI's taxonomy places the organism in Eukaryota, Fungi, Ascomycota, Saccharomycetes, Saccharomycetales, Saccharomycetaceae. The record is from RefSeq and is a predicted model, not a curated record.